Messenger RNA from Homarus americanus (American lobster), 2623 nucleotides. RefSeq lists its product as uncharacterized. The record is from RefSeq and is a predicted model, not a curated record. The coding region runs from base 293 to 916 and encodes 207 amino acids. Lineage: Eukaryota; Metazoa; Arthropoda; Malacostraca; Decapoda; Nephropidae. The transcript is spliced from 3 exons.
AGCGUACUGGAUUCUUUCAUCUCUGCGUCAGCGCGAACACGAGGAACUGCAACACGUGUCUCUGACGGCCCCCAGUCCAGGUCUUCUAACAGUACCCAUCAAAACAAUCUCUGGUACUCUUGCCAACCCAGCAGUACCUUCUCUCCUGCUCCUGGCUGACUAUGACAUCAUACCAUCACAGAGUUACAACAUUAAUGUCAGAAAACCGUCACAAGAUUCUGAUUGCUGUUUGUACGAACUUUCUCCAACACUUUCUAAGCGGGGUGGGCAACCAGGUACGUCAGGAGCAGUUAUGGGCAGUGGUGAUGAUCCUGAUUCUGACAUGGAAGCUCCAGCAAUUAUCCCACAUCUUCAACAGCCUGCACGCAGAGUGUCUGCCCCGAGUAUUCUGGACACUGUUCGUGAGGAUCCAGAUACGACCACAGCUGUGGUCUAUGUCAACAGCAGCAAUACACCGCCAUCCAUACCCAAGCGCAAGUCGCCUAUCCUUCCGUUUUCUCCUCAAUGUCUUGGUGCUGGUCUCAAGAUCAGCUCAUCAUUACGACGUUCACACAGUCUGGAGAAAUUUAAUUCUGAUUAUGAUUGUAAGGUUCAUAGAGAUAUAAUACUGAAUAAUAAGAUACCAACAAGAUCUUUGCGUAAAAAACUUUUCCUUCCCCCAAUAGUGAGAGAAACUCAAUUCAAUACUCCCUCCUCAUGUGAGCGAGUUCAGAGAAGGAAAGGAUCAGUGUCAAUGCUAAAGGUGAUGGCAAUUCCUGAGGACAGUGGCAUUCUUGAAUGUCCAGAAGUUCCAGACUCUGGGAGGGGAAGUGUGGACAGUGGAGAGGUUGUUAAAACACGUGCCAACAGGCAGAUAAGCAUUGAUGAAGGUAUAGGAGCAGACUGCGUUUUAGAGGAAGAGGGUGUCUCUGACUAAUAAACCAUGUUCAUGUUCCAAGUCUAUUGUGAUAACAGAAAUUGGUAGUAAAAAUCUUUAGACUGAGAGUAUGAGAUUGACAGAUUACUCUUACAGUCCAGUCAGAGUGUGAAUAAUGUAAGUUUGUCUUACCUUCUCCACUCCUCUGAUACAGCCACUCAGUACCUGCACCAUGAUCCUGCUAGUUCUUCCAAAGCCUUUCAUGGCCUCAUCACUCAUCACCAACACCCCCAUAUCAUACUCUUUUUCUCAGUUACCAACUCCUCCAUACAUCAUCAUCAUCAACACUCAUGAGCUUGAAAAUAUCAGGGUACUCAUCCUUUCUCUGUAUUCUUGUACUCAAGCCAAUAUUAUCAUACCUAUGUUAAUGUUCCCCUUCAUGGCACAAUUAUUCCAUACUUUAACAAGUAAAUCCCCAGACAUCAGUAUUUUAGCUUCUCUCUUUAGUAUUUAAUGGUACAUUAAGGUGAGGGAAUCGAGACCUUUCACAUGUUGAUUUUACCAUUCUUUCAGCCUUACGUUACUGCAUCUUUUUGAACAUGUGAAGGUACACUACCUCGUCAAAAACAUGUUCCUGCAAUAUCAUCAAUAUAAAAACAUAUUCCUUAAGAUAAGACUCCCAUUAAAUGACCAGUUAAUCAUUACAUUUCUUGUAGUGGCACAAGAUUCCUUUUUACAUUUAAAACUUUCAGUAUAUAGGUUCCAUGGAGUACAGGUUCAUCAAAGCAUAAACCAAUCACCCAAAACAUUAUGUGCAAAUACUGUACAUACAAAUUUAGAAAUGUUUAGGUACAAGCAGUCCUCAGUUUACAAACUUAGUGUGAUUGUAAACUGUAUCAAUAAAUCCCACUGAAACUAUGAUAUGAACAAUUCAUUUAUCCCAAAGUACAAGUAAAAAAACCCAAUUUUUUUAAAAUAAAAACACAUAAAUACAAACAUCGCGCAUAGCAUGUUGUAAUUCAGAAAAUACUAAAUCUUAUAAAAAAAAUCUUUAUGAUAUAUGUACAAUUAUUAUCAAGUGCGCUCAUGAGUGCCCUGGCCGUCACUAUAGGCUCAGCGGUGUCAAUAUUGUUGAUAUUACAGCACUUGUAAAAUGAAAUACUGUAGUACCCAAAUUAAAUAAUUAUGAAUGAAUUAAAUUCUGUACAGUAAGUAAAGUACAGUACUGUACAUUACUUUAGGUCCAAUGGAUGCAUUCAUGUGUACGAAUUUCUAGGAGCAGAACAAAUGUUCAAAAGACCAAAAAAUGGUCACAAAAUAUAAUGUUCAUAUGAGUGUAUGUUCAUAUACCAGAUGUUUGGAAACCAAGGAUUGUCUGUACAUUAUUUUUUUUGUACAAGUUCAUUGUGUAUAGAUUCCCAUGAACGUAUGCUGCUCGUCAAACAUAAAUGUGUUUCGAGAUACAUGAUGUAACAUAGCAUAAUGUCUGGAGAACCAAAAUAGUUUCUGUAGCAAUGUUCAUCCUUUUUAAUUUCCUGUAGGUUGUAACAUUAUACUUAGCUUUUUGUAUGCUGAUGAAGCUUUUGAUAAUCAAAAGUGCAUUUAUAAUGAUGAUGACAAUAUUCAGUAAUUUCUGCAUCCCAAAAUGUGAUAUGAUGAUCAUCCUUAGAUGUGAAAUGCUUUAAUGAUAACUGGUGAAACACUGGUGUAUAUUGCAUGUGGAGUGUAUGUCAAAAUGUGUAUAAUAAAUAAAAUAUUUUGUGUCCA